GAGGACGGCAAGAUGGCAGCCUCCGAGACGGUUAGGUUACGGCUUCAAUUCGAUUAUCCGCCGCCAGCCACUCCACACUGUACAACCUUCUGGCUUCUGGUCGACCUGAACAGAUGCCGAGUCGUCACGGAUCUCAUCAGCCUCAUCCGCCAGCGCUUCGGCUUCAGUUCGGGGGCCCUCCUGGGCCUCUACCUGGAAGGGGGGCUCCUGCCCCCGACGGAGAGCGCGCGCCUGGUGAGGGACAACGACUGCCUGAGAGUUAAAUUGGAAGAGAGAGGAGUUGCUGAGAAUUCUAUAGCAGUCAGCAAUGGUGAUAGCACUAAUUUAUUACCUAGAAAAGCAAAGAAGCGGGCAUUUAAGUUGGAGGAGGAUGAAGAAGCUGACAUGGGUAGCAGGUAUUCAAAGAAGCAUUGGAAAAGUCAAGAGAACAGUAACAAUAAUGAGAAAGCCUUGGUUCUGCACACAAAAGCUGUCACAGAUCAGGCUGUGAGGACAAAAAAGAAGAGAAAGAAGAAAACAACGUGUGUCACAGUGGACAAUGAAGAAGACACCAAAAGGAAAUCGCCAAAGAAAAAGGAAAAGUGUGAAUAUAAAAAGCAGACCAAGAGUCCCAAGUCUCUGAGAGUGCAGGUGGCGAAAGAGUGGCGCACCCGGAACUGCAGUCCUCCAAAGAGUCCUGCUAAAAACAGCCUGGUGAAGGCCAGAAGGAAAGGUGGUGCAGGCACUGCUUCCAAAGACAUUCCCACUUCCUCCUCGGAGUCAGAGUCCAUCCAUGAAUCCAUCAGCGAUGGGCUCAGCAAUGCCCCCUCGGAUGUCAGAAAUUCCUCAGAGACAGCAGCCACUGAGUUAGCGAAAGAAGAAUCCUCUACCAAAAACGUCCCUGCAACCAAACUGCCUGCCAAAGGUGGCUUUAGUCUCACUCCAAGCCAAGGCAAGGCCACCAGAACAUCAUCCUCUAGUUCAGACUCCAGUUCGGACUCGGAUGACCAGCGUGUGUUGUCUAAGAGCACCUCAGAGGGUGCUGUAGGCUUCUUCAAGACAGCUGGCCUCUUUCCAGCCAAAGUCUGCCCAGGGCCAGGACUGUCCUCGCAGGUGCCAAGUGCUGCCGGAUGGAAGUUUUCCGACCUAGGUGGUGGCAGGCAGGCUCCUGGUCCUCCUUCCAUCGCCAGUCUCUCCACUGGUCUAGGAAGAGGAUGGGGUCGAGGAGAGGACCUUCUUUCUUUGAAGGGAGCCAGGGGUCGGGGCAUGCGGGGCCGGGGGCGGGGACGAGGGCAUGCUGUGUCAAGCGUUUUAAACAGAAAUGCUGACUGUCAGAAGCAGAGGCAGUUGAAUGAAAUAGUAACAAACUCAUCAACUUUUAUCCAGAAUCCAGUAGAGACACACAAGAAGGAUUACAGUCUGUUACCACUCUUAGCAGCUGCCCCGCAGGUUGGAGAAAAGAUUGCAUUUAAGCUUUUGGAAUUAACAUCCAAUUAUUCUCCCGAUGUCUCUGACUACAAGGAAGGAAAAAUAUUAAGCCACAAUCCAGAGACCGAGCAAGUAGACAUAGAAAUUCUUUCAUCCUUACCUGCCCUAAAGGAACCUGGGAAAUUCGAUCUGGUUUAUCACAAUGAAAAUGGCACUGAGGUGGUGGAGUAUGCUGUGACGCAGGAAAAGAAGAUCACUGUUUUUUGGAGAGAGUUAAUUGAUCCAAGACUGAUUAUUGAACCUGCAAGUAAUACCUUGCGUUAAGGACUCGUCAGAGUACAACUGUUCCAGUCUUAGUUUGUAAAUGUCUUGUCUGUGAAAGUGGCUAUAACCUGAAAUUUUAAAAACAAAAAAAAAAUAAGGAUUUGAAAGUUGUAUGGGUUUUUGUGUUAUCUUCACUGCAUAGGAAAAAAAUCUACCUCAUCAUCUGAGAAACAUGGGUAUUGGUUUUGUAGGCUUUCCUUCUUCUCCUCCUCCUCCUUUUCCUCCUUCUUGUUCAGGUUAAUUCCAGUUAACAAAAUUCAAAACAGGACAUUCCAUGCAGGCAUUGUGGAUACCAAUGUUUAUGACUUUGUAUUUUUUGGGCCGUCAACUAGCAACCAUCGGUAGGAGUUAGUAAUAUCAAGUACAAGACAGUGCUGCAUAUCUUGUCUCAGUAAGUUUUAUUCAGUAACAUUCUAAAGCACUAAAGCAUGUUACCUGACCUAAUUUUUAAAAAUAUUUGAGUUCCAUUAAAUGUGGAAUAACUUAUAAAUUCCAAGUAUACUGUACUUGAAAUGGUUGAGAAUGAACAGUUAGUUAAGGACAAUGUGUUAAAGAAUCCUUCCACACCUUUCCCAGUACUAAAGUGAAGGAUUCUCUAGCCCCUGUGUAGGGCCACAAAGCCAAGACCUCUUGCUCAUGCCUGGAGAACAGGCUGUGCUUGUGAGAGAGCAUGCGCCAUCAGCUACAGGGCAGGCGGCAGGCUCUCACACAGCAAGAGGCCGAGCCUCUGGCUCCCGUGCUGCAGCAAGCACCAGACAAAGAAACAUCCUUUUCUGUUACUAUUCAACACAGAGCUUAAAAAGGCUGAAUAUAUGCUGUAAAAAUCGCUUUCUUCUAUCAAAAGAUCAUAUCCCUCCUUCAGCUUUGCAAAUUUUUAAAUAAAAUCAUCUCAAACUGAAA
This is a messenger RNA of Ochotona curzoniae (black-lipped pika), 2631 nucleotides long. RefSeq names its product coilin (gene COIL). Gene Ontology annotation, cellular component: Cajal body. NCBI's taxonomy places the organism in Eukaryota, Metazoa, Chordata, Mammalia, Lagomorpha, Ochotonidae. The coding region runs from base 13 to 1731 and encodes 572 amino acids. The transcript is spliced from 7 exons. The record is from RefSeq and is a predicted model, not a curated record. Gene Ontology annotation, molecular function: U1 snRNA binding; U2 snRNA binding. Gene Ontology annotation, biological process: spliceosomal snRNP assembly.